CCGUCAGUCAAACAAUACUAGUCCUCGCAAACAAAAGCCAAUUUUAGUGUAUAAAACAAUAACAUUUGUGAAACAAAAGAAGGUGUUAAAGUGACCGGAAAUGCAUAUUUCUUAUAUGAAAAUAGCAAUUUAUGCUCUAACAUUUUUGACCUACGCUUAUUCCGGUUAUGGCUCCAGCACAAUAGCACAUCUACGUGAUGCCAUCAUAGCGGCAGAGGCCAUAUUUGGAGAUGUUUUUAAGAACCUUAUAACAGUACUCAGAAAAUUCCACACAGUACAAGAGGUUUUCGAUGCUGCGGUAGAAGAACAAUGUAUAUUUAAGUGCCCAACGUUGGAAGGUGGACCAGAAAUUCGUCCUGUUCAAAAUAAACUUUAUACUCCAACUGCUGAUGGUUGUGGUUCUUUAGGUUUACGCAUCAGUACAGAAUAUUUGCCAGCUGUUGAAAUGGAAACAUGCUGUAAUGACCACGAUAUUUGCUACGACACAUGCAACAGUGACAAGGAACUUUGUGAUCUUGACUUUAAGCGUUGUCUUUACAAAUACUGCGACAGUUAUGAGAAAUCCAUUGCCAGUGAUCUGAUGAUGAAAGGUUGUAAGGCAGCUGCUAAAAUGCUUUUUACUGGCACACUAACUUUAGGUUGUAAAUCCUAUUUGGACUCGCAGCAAAGGACAUGUUACUGUCCACCACCGAAACCACAACGAGAAGAUAAAAAUAAUUACUAUAAAAAUAAUAACGAAGGCGACAAAUAUUACAAAGGGAAGAAACAAAAGUACGGCUGGAAGGCUUCGAAUGAAAUGUAGUCAAACUUCUUGAAUGAAGUACAUAUAAUUAAUAUAGUAUUUUAUAUAGUAAACUUGUGUACGAAGUGAAAUUAUUGUAUUUUAAGUUGAUUCAUUUAUUUAUUGUUUGCAAAUAAAAUUUAUUAUAGCACGUA
Messenger RNA from Calliphora vicina (urban bluebottle blowfly), 936 nucleotides. It is a transcript of the gene GXIVsPLA2, whose product is annotated as GXIVsPLA2. The coding region runs from base 101 to 802 and encodes 233 amino acids. Gene Ontology annotation, molecular function: A2-type glycerophospholipase activity; calcium ion binding. The record is from RefSeq and is a predicted model, not a curated record. Gene Ontology annotation, biological process: arachidonate secretion; lipid catabolic process; phospholipid metabolic process. Lineage: Eukaryota; Metazoa; Arthropoda; Insecta; Diptera; Calliphoridae. The transcript is spliced from 2 exons. Gene Ontology annotation, cellular component: extracellular region.